This is a messenger RNA of Lethenteron reissneri (Far Eastern brook lamprey), 5356 nucleotides long. RefSeq names its product CXXC-type zinc finger protein 5-like. The record is from RefSeq and is a predicted model, not a curated record. Gene Ontology annotation, molecular function: methyl-CpG binding; zinc ion binding. Gene Ontology annotation, cellular component: nucleus. NCBI's taxonomy places the organism in Eukaryota, Metazoa, Chordata, Hyperoartia, Petromyzontiformes, Petromyzontidae.
CCAGACGGACAGUCAGAGCGGAGAGAGCGAGCGGAGAGAGCGAGCGGAGAGAGCGAGCAGCGAGCGAGAGAGAAGAGAGUGGAGAGAUCGCACGAAGCGGCAAGCAGUAGCGGCAGCAGUGAUCUCAGCGCAGUAGCUGCGGCCGUAGCAGCAGCAGCAGCAGUGAGAACCAGUAGCGGGCAUUAGUUGAGUGUGGACGCGAACACAGCGGCGUGGGUUCGGCCGGCCACUUGGAGGCGGCUUCCCCUUUCAGCGCCGCGGCGACCUCAAGACCGCGCACGGCCCCGCCACCCCCGCCCCCCCACGCCCGGGCCCCUCCCCCCGCGCAUCACGCCGAGAAAAGCGCGUCCCCUCCUCCUCCUCCUCCCUGCUCACCCUCCUCACCUCGGCUUCAGCGGCGACACACGCACUCACCCUGCCCGCCCCGCGGGCCAGACACAGCGAGCGAGCGGACGGAGCGCAUCUAUCCCCGACUGCACUCGGCAGAAUUUUUUUGUCUCUCCUCUCUCAGUUAUAACAACAACAAACCCAACAACAACAACAACUCGAAGUCACACCCCCCACGCCGCCGCGCUUCGCGUUUCUGAAAUCUUCCGACGACGCCACCAACCAACGACGUCGGCCACGAACGAGAGACGUCACGAGAGUCGGGAAGAGACACACGAGGAGCCCCGACAGGAGCCAUCCCCACGCCUCCCACGGUUGAGGAUACAAGUUCGCGUCAAGACUCCGUGCCAUGGGGACUCGCGUCGACUCUGCUCGCUCCACGCCCGCCGCCACAUCGCCCGUGGCUUAACGCGAAUAAAGAAAGAAGAGAAACUCCAACGACCCAUCGACCCCGACCACCGUCGCAAGGUCGCCGGCCUAUCUUCACCGUCACCAUAAGCGCCAUCAGCGUCAUCGUCCACGCCGCGGCACUGCCUGCCAUGGCGCAGUCCACCAAGGUGUACGACCUCUCGAAGCGCAAGAGCCAAUCGUCUCUGGACAAGCCCACGCUGCGGGAACACGACGCGCUGGGCUACGCCGAGAUGGCCUUCGACGCGCUCGGCUUCGGCAAGCAGCAGUACGCGUGCGCCGUGGAGGCGUUCGCGAGGGACGGCUUCCUAAUGAAGGCCCGCGGCGCGCACGCGGCCGCGCUCGCCGGCGGCGGCGGCAUGGCCGCGCUGCACGCGAGCGGCGCCUACCUGGGGCCCCACGCGCUCUUCCCGGGAGUGGGCAGCGGAGCGGCGGGCGGCUGCAUGAGCGACCACAUGGUCAUGGUGUCCAAGCCCAUCCCCAUGCUGCCCGUGCCCAUUGGACAGUCCUUCGUGCACAUGGUCCCCUACCUGUCGCGCGACGCGCUGCUCCCGGCCGCCGCGGCCGCGGCGGCCGCGGCGGCCGCCGCCGGCCACGGGUCCCUGCAGUCGGACAACGCCAGCAAAGCGGCGGCGGCGGCGCACGCCCUGCUCAGCUGCGGGCUGCCCAUGACCCCCGGCGACAUGCUGGGCCCCAAGGGCAUGCUGCUGCGCCUCGAGCUGCCCUCCAUGGUGCACGCGGCCGCCGCGGCCGCGGCCGCCGCCGCCUCGUCCAUGUCCUCGCCGGGAGUGGGCUCCUCGCCGUCCGUCUCGCUGCCCCCGCACGCGCACGCGCACACGCCGCGGCCCAAGCAGGGCUCGUCGGGGCAGCAGCAGCAGCAGCAGGCGGCGGCGGUGGGGGGCAUCCAGCAGCACCCUCCGCCCGCGGGGCUGCCCCAGGGCAGCGCCUUCCAGCUGGCGGGCAACGAGACUCUCACGGCCAUCGCCGAGGCCGGGCCCGGGGCCGCGGGGGUCGUGGGCGGCGCCGGGCUGGGCGGGCUGGGCCUCGUGGCCGGACCCGGCGAGGGGGCCUCGUGCGCCGUGAAGCGCGCGGCGGGGCCCGGACCGCACUCGUCGGCGGGCGGCUCCGCCUCCUCCGUGUCGGCCGCCAAGAAGAAGCGGAAGCGCUGCGGGAUCUGCCCGCCGUGCCUGCGGCGCCUCAACUGCGGCGAGUGCCGGAGCUGUAAGAACCGGCGCACGGGCCACCAGAUCUGUAAACUGCGCAAGUGCGAGGAGCUCAAGAAGAAGCCGACGGCGUUCGCGGAGGUGCGUGGUGGUGGUCCCCGCUGGUCCCCGCUCCCUGCUCCCAUCUCCGUGCUCCUCUAUCUAUCUCAGAGCGUGCUGUUCGAGCACUAAACAGCUGUGCCCCCCCAGCCCUCACCGCCACCCAAGGCCCCCCGAUCCCGGCACGGCGUCCGCGUCAUGGAACGUCAACAGAGAACCACCAUCGAGCGUCAUCGAGCGAGGGCCGACGCCUCUUGGGGGGAGGCAGGGGAGGGGAGGGAGGGGGGUGGAGACGUCGCCCCUUCUCCUCGGCAAACGACGACGCGAGACGUGAAUUCCAGCCUAGUAAGCACCCAGCAAACUCACCUCCCCGCACUCGAGACUGAUACUUUUUUUGUAUAAAAAAAACGAAAAGAAAACAAAAUAUACCGAGAAGAUUUAAAUAAAAGACUAAAGACACGAACACUUAUCGACGUGGGAGUUGUUGGUGGUGAUCAUGGCGAUGAAGACAAACAGAUGUUCACAUACAUCGUCAUCAUCAUCACACGGAGCCACGGGAGAGGCGAGCACAGCAAAGAAUACCAGUAACUAGAACACCAACAACACUACAACAACUACUACAACAACAACAACAACACCACCACCACGGCACCAGCAGCGGCAUCUCGACCGCGGGAGUUGUUUCAGCCGAACUCCGCCUUGCCCCCCUCCAGCGCUUAAAGCCGACCGACGUGUGCCGCCCUCGCCCCCACGCUGCCCAGUUUCGGGAGAGCAGUGGAAACCCCGCCUGCCCCCUGCUGUGGCCGCGUGCCUUUAAGAGCCCUCUAUCUUUGCCUGCUGCGGGAGGUGGGGGCGGCCGUGGUUGGAGGACGGGGGGAGAGGGGGGGAGGGCGUCCUCCUGUGUGACUCGACAACAAAGCGCCUUUGAAAAACAAAACGGCAGCCACGGCAUCGACCACCACCACAACCACCACCAACCAGCACGACUACUGCUGCAACUACUACUGCUGAAAGAGGACGAACUGAGCCCAAUUAAGGAGGCUCCGCCCGCGUGGACUCUGCAGCGAGGCGCGGGUGGCGGUGACGGCCACGAGACGCGGUGGCACGCGUGGGGCGAUUGGGGAGGAUCACUCGUACGCUGUAUAUAUGUGUGUACAGUCCGUGUACAUUCACUGUUUUAUAGUUGGAAGUCGACGGAGGCCGCCGGAACUGCGGCGAUGACGCAGGUUCUCGUGGGUACCAUUAGUGAGACGGGAUGGGGGGUGGGAUAAUGUGGGCAUGCAUUGUGUGUUUGUGGUCUCAGCACCGCAGCAUCAGCAUCGUCGUCGUGGUCACGCCGCCGCAGCAGCAGCACGCCACGCACAGCGUGGCGAUGAGCACGCGCACUGCGCCACCACUGUAGUUCCCGUGGCGAACCGCAUCGCACCACGCCGCACACCGCGUUGUGACGACGGCACUGUCACAACGCACGGGAUCGCAACACGACGCAGCACGCACACCGUGCGGUGAUAACCACGCAACACACAGCAGAGGCACGGCACGACACACAGCAGAGACACGACACGACACACAGCAGAGACACGGCACGACACACCGCAGAGACACGACACGACACACAGCAGAGACACGGCACGACAUACAGCAGAGACACGACACACAGCAGAGACACGACACACAGCAGAGACACGACACGACAUCGAAACUGCCCAGGCGCGGCGCGUCGCCCGCCCGAAACAGAGCACUUCAGAGGCACCUCGGAACCCGCCUCCCCCCCCCCUUCCCUAAGUGGGGGAGCAGGGGCGGCCCCCCCCCCCCUGAAUGUGGACGUGUCUCCAGCUGGAGCCACUCGGAUGGAGAAGACGAACGCCUCGAUGGCACAACGACCCUGAUGUUGUUCACGCGGUGGUGCAGGACGGGGGGGGGGGGGUCCCACCCCCCAUGCCCCCUCCCCCCCAUGCCCCCUCCCCAUCCCCGCACGCAGACACACGACGAGAACUCGCGGCCGAGCAUGGGUGAAGCACUUUGCAGCGCCGUGGACGGCAGAGGAAGGCCCGGGGGAAGGCCCCAACCGCCAGGGUUGGCCGCACGGUCUCAAAGCGAAGGACCUGCAACAGAAACGGCGAACGAUUGUUGUUUGUGUUCUUGUUGUUGUUGGGUGUCGGUUCUCCGUUAUUUUUUUCAAAAGCGCCAAUCCGAUUAGGCGAGUCACGUUGGAGAAGGAAGGCGCCGUUUAAAUCACAAACAACAACAAACAACAGCGACCAGGACAAACAACAACAACACGCUGAGCAAUAUGGAAACUUAUUAAGGAUGACUGAAGACAAUAACGACAGCUUCGUCAGGGUCAUCAAUCUCGAGAUGACGAUCAAUUUAUAAAUAAUGAUGAUUGCACGCGAAUCAGACGGGGAGAUCGCGCGCGUUGGAGACACGGCGGUCGGUGGCGGCGGAACGGUUCACGACGAGGGCCCCACUCGUCGCCGCUGUCCACGGUCUCCCUCCUCAUCCUCCUCUUCCCCCCUCUGAGGCCUGCGUCACGCGCGGAGGAAACUCACCACCACCACCACCGAGCCACGAGCCAGAAAUGAAUUCGGAUUAACCGGAGCCGAUACACAACGAGAAGACGCCGAGAGAGAGAGAGACAGAGACGAUGAGAAACAACAACAACAAAGACUCGAGGACAAAAAUAAAACACCCGAAAUUUACUCUGGACACUUUUUUUGUGGAGCCGAGCAUCGCGAACUCUGACGAGGGGAGGGGGGGUGUAGGGGGGUAAAGGGGGGGUAGUGCCGCCGCAGGUGACGUCACGGGGCACCUUGCCUGCGCGCGACUCGUGCAUGCUGUGUUUUGGACGUUCCCGCGCCGAGGACGCGGGGCCACUUACCGCCGGGCAUGCGAGGUAGUGGCGGGCGCGCGCGUGGCGACACCCAGAGAGCGCGCGCGCGCGGGGGGGGGGCGGGGGGGUGGGUUUUGGGGGGGGGGCAUCACAGUUGUAUCGCGAAUGAAUGUUAGCGUCAUGUAAACAGCCCUUGUCGCGUCUGCCGUCGUUAGUGCUGCGUUCAUUCUGGUCUCUCUACGUAAGCGGUACGGUAUAUUUUGUUAUAGACGAUAUACAGAAAAUUACAAAAAAAAAAUGGGAAGCAGAGAAAUACUUAUUGUAAUAUUAAUAAUGUUGAAGAUAAUUAAAAAAACGUCAUAUUUUUAAUUAUUUUUGUUCGUUCUUAUUUUGCAAGGAUUGCGUUUACAGUGGAAUAAUAAUAAAAAAAACUAUUAAAUAAAGAUAAUUUUCCUGUGCUAUAAAA